AUGGUGAUCCCCAACUACACCUACCUCAAGCUAAAGAUGACAAGCCCGAAGGGAGUCAUCACCGUCGGUCCCUCGUUCGAGCACGCCUACGAGUGCGACGUCGAGUGCGUCGAGCACGCCGAGGCUCUGGCAGUAGACGAGGCUCUCGCCGCACAGCUGGAGGACAUGACGAACGAGGCCAUGGACUCCGCGCAGCGACACACGGGCAGCUUCGAGUAUGCCGAGGGUACCAAGGACGUACCCCUCGACCCCAACACCCCAGAUGGCAAGACGCUGAAGAUUAGUGCCACCCUUAGCAACAAAUAG
Molecule: messenger RNA, 306 nt
Organism: Panicum virgatum (switchgrass)
Lineage: Eukaryota; Viridiplantae; Streptophyta; Magnoliopsida; Poales; Poaceae
Exons: 1
Coding region: 1-306 (101 amino acids)
Source: RefSeq, a predicted model, not a curated record